Molecule: messenger RNA, 558 nt
Organism: Raphanus sativus (radish)
Lineage: Eukaryota; Viridiplantae; Streptophyta; Magnoliopsida; Brassicales; Brassicaceae
Exons: 1
Coding region: 1-558 (185 amino acids)
Source: RefSeq, a predicted model, not a curated record
AUGGUUACUCUUCGCCGUUCGACUCGCCGUGGAACUCGUGUAUCUACUCUGGUGACGAAGGCGACCAAUCCAGCUCGACGAACAGCUCAACGAUCUAUUCCGACGUCGUCUGUUCCCGAUUCAUCUAUUCCGGUGGAUCCUUCUUCGAUACAUAUGUCUUCAGUUCCGAUGACGUUUCCAGCGAAUCCGACGGUUACAUCUAUUCCGAUGGCUACUUUUCCGAUUCCUGGACUAUUUUCUACAGAGUCGUUUAACUUCGAUGGGAUCCAGUAUUCACCAUACUACUUGACGAAUGGUGAUAAUCCUGGAGCUUCGAUCAUCUCUGAGACGCUUGAUGGUAUGAACUAUAAUACCUGGAUUCUCUCCAUAACUAUUGCACUGGAUGCCAAGAACAAGCUUUCUUUUGUUGAUGGAUCUCUACCUAGACCACCUGAGACGCAUCCACAUUAUAAAAUCUGGUCAAGAUGCAAUAGUAUGGUCAAAUCUUGGUUAUUGAACUCUGUUACUAAGCAGAUUUAUGGGAGUAUACUUCGCUUCAAUGAUGCUUCGGAGAUCUAG